Molecule: messenger RNA, 1389 nt
Organism: Sitophilus oryzae (rice weevil)
Lineage: Eukaryota; Metazoa; Arthropoda; Insecta; Coleoptera; Curculionidae
Product: GPN-loop GTPase 1
Exons: 4
Coding region: 224-1330 (368 amino acids)
Molecular function (GO): GTPase activity
Source: RefSeq, a predicted model, not a curated record
CUGUCAUGUUUUUUUGUGGUUAUGAUUUUUUAAAAUUUGAAAGGUUUUAUCAGGAUUUACUGUGGGAUUUACUAUAAAGUUUUUUCCUCUAAUAUAAAUGUUCAGAAAAAAUAUUAAUUAAACCGAAAAGGUAAAGAGUGUAUGAUAUUAAAUCAUAUGUAUCUAUUUGAUGUCACAGUUUCAGGAUAAAAUCGAAAGUUGUUUAUUUUAAACACACAACAGAAUGGCUAAUUCAGCUUCUUCUGAUUCAAGCCAGAAUUCCCCAGUAUGCCUUCUGGUUCUCGGAAUGGCAGGCAGUGGUAAAACCUCCCUUGUAACUCGUCUCUCUGAAUGUCUUAGAAAUAACAAAAAACCGUACGUUGUUAACCUGGAUCCUGCUUGUUUAGAUCUACCCUACUUUGCUAAUAUCGAUAUUAGAGAAACAGUUAAUUACAAAGAGGUGAUGAAACAGUACAAAUUAGGACCAAACGGAGCAAUUGUAACGAGUCUUAAUCUCUUUUCUACAAAAUUUCCCGAGGUUAUCAACUAUAUUGGAAAAACUACAAACGAAUAUUGUGUUAUUGAUACUCCGGGUCAAAUAGAAGUGUUUGCAUGGAGCGUAUCAGGGUCUAUAAUAACCGAAACCUUAGCCUCAGCUUUUCCUACCGUUAUACUCUAUGUAGUAGAUUGUGUUAGAAGUACAUCUCCGGUCACCUUCAUGUCAAAUAUGUUAUAUGCUUGUUCCAUCCUGUAUAAAACACGUCUUCCUUUUAUUAUUGUAAUGAAUAAAGUGGAUAUAGUCGAUGCAGGUUAUGCAAAAGACUGGAUGACGGAUUUUGAAAGUUUCCAGGAAGCUCUUGAAGCUGAUGAGAGCUAUGUUAGUAAUCUUACAAGGUCUAUGGCUCUGGCUCUGGAUGAAUUCUAUCAGAAUUUAAAAGUUUGUGGAUUUAGUGCGGCCACAGGUCAAGGAGCUGACGAGUUAUUUAAGUUAAUAGAUGAAUGUCGCAUAGAAUAUGAGAACGAUUACAGAGCCGAAUGGGAGAAAAUUAAGCAAGAUACUGAAAAAAGGAAACAGGAAGAAGCCGUGAGUUCUGUUGAAAGUGAGUCCAGUUCACUUUUGACGUCAAAACCAAGAGGAAUAGAAUUAUCAGAUGUAUAUUUACGAAAUGCCGGUAAUGACAGUUCUGAAGACAGUGAAGGUGAAGAAGCACCAUAUACAGAUGUUAUUGAUGUAGAAGAAGAGAAUGCAUUUAAAAAAGUGGUAAAACAGCAAAGAGAAAUGCAGUUGAAGAGAGCAAAGGAGGCAGAAAUUAAGCAAAAAAACAAGGAACCUUCAAGUUCUGCAGGAUAAUAAAUAAAAAAAUAUUUUUUAAGAUUAAACUGUCCUAAUUAAAACUUUUUUUUAUUUUU